Messenger RNA from Scatophagus argus, 3552 nucleotides. Its product is annotated as plastin-2-like. Gene Ontology annotation, cellular component: actin filament bundle; cytoplasm; actin filament. Gene Ontology annotation, molecular function: actin filament binding; calcium ion binding. Gene Ontology annotation, biological process: actin filament network formation; actin filament bundle assembly. The coding region runs from base 145 to 2007 and encodes 620 amino acids. The record is from RefSeq and is a predicted model, not a curated record. NCBI's taxonomy places the organism in Eukaryota, Metazoa, Chordata, Actinopteri, Scatophagidae. The transcript is spliced from 16 exons.
GUGGCGCGGAGGGGCGGAGCCGCUCUCCUCACCGGGCGGUGUCAGCUAAAGAAAACGGGACAGAGGAGCAGUGAGAGGCCGACACAGGGAUCUAUUUCCCCGGGUGACAUUACUGAAUUGCACCAGCGGACUUCAGGUGUCAAGAUGUCAAAAAAUAUCAGUGCUGAGGAGAUGGAGGAGAUCAGGGAGGGCUUCCAGAAAGUGGAUAUCGAUGGUAAUGGGUACAUCUCCGCCUCUGAACUCAGUAAUCUCUUCCAUGAGGUUCGCUGUCCUUUGCCUGGAUACCAGAUCAGAGAACUCCUUGCAAAACUGGACAAAGACAACGACAGCCGUAUCAACCUCGAAGAGUUCACGGCUAUCUUCCAGGAUCUGAAGGACGACCGCAUGGCUAAGGGUUUCAGGAAAGCUCUCAACAAGAAAGAAGGCAUUGUCGCCAUCGGGGGCACCAGUGAGAUCUCCAGUGCAGGAACUCAACAUUCAAUCUCUGAGCAGGAGCGCUUUGCCUUUGCCAACUAUAUCAACUCUUCCUUGGAGAAGGAUCCAGACUGUAAACACGUCCUGCCCAUCAACCCCAACACUGAAGCUCUGUUUAAAGCAGUGGCAGACGGCAUCGUGCUCUGUAAACUCAUCAAUCUCUCUGUUCCCGACACCAUUGACGAACGAACCAUCAAUAAAAAGAAACUCACAGCUUUCACCACACAUGAGAAUCUUAACUUGGCUCUGAAUUCGGCUUCAGCCAUUGGCUGCCAAGUUGUCAAUAUUGGAGCCCAAGACCUGAAGGAGGGAAAGCCGCACCUUGUGCUUGGACUCCUGUGGCAGAUUAUUAAGAUAGGACUGUUUGCUGAUAUAGAACUGAGCCGCAAUGAAGCUAUAGCAGCGCUGCUGGAGGAAGGGGAGAGUCUGGAAGAGUUGAUGAAACUCAGUCCUGAGGAGCUGCUGCUACGCUGGGCCAAUUUCCAUUUAAAGAAAGUUGGAAUGUCCAUAUCAAACUUUUCUGGUGAUAUUAAGGACUCCAAGGCUUACUUUCACCUGCUUGAGCAGAUUGCUCCAGAUGGCAGCAAAGAGGACGUUCCUCGCGUUGGGAUCGACAUGACGGGUCUUUAUGAGAAGGAUCUUACGAAGAGAGCCGAGUGUAUGCUGAAACAGGCCGACCGCCUCGGCUGUCGGCAGUUUGUAACUGCUACUGAUGUCGUGUGUGGAAACGCCAAGCUCAACUUGGCCUUUGUAGCCACGCUGUUCAACAAACACCCGGCGCUCACCAAACCAGAGAACCAGGACUGGAAUCUGGAGAGUGAGACCAGAGAGGAGAGAACCUUCAGGAACUGGAUGAACUCUCUCGGGGUCAGCCCACACGUUCACCAUAUUUACAGCGAUCUGCAGGAUGCCAUGGUGAUUCUCCAGCUUUAUGAGCGGAUUAAGGUGCCAGUGGAUUGGGACAACAGAGUCAACCUCCCUCCAUUCAAGGGAGUAGGAGGAGGCCAUUUGAAAAAGAUUGAAAACUGUAACUAUGCUGUGGAGUUGGGUAAGACCAAAGCUGGUUUCUCCCUGGUGGGAAUUGGCGGACAGGACCUCUACGAUGGAAAUCAAACUCUAACUCUGGCGCUGAUGUGGCAGCUGAUGAGGAGGUACACUUUAAAUGUUCUUGAAGACCUUGGACAUGGAGAAGUUGCAGGAGAUGAUUUGAUAGUUUCAUGGGUCAACAAGACUUUAGCUGAGGCUGGCAAGAGUUCCUCCAUCAAGAGUUUUAAGGACAAAGCGAUCAGUACCAGCAUUCCAGUUCUGGACAUGAUUGAUGCCAUCCAGCCGCAGAGUGUGAACUUCGAGCUGGUUAAGACGGGAAGUCUGUCGGACGAAGACAAACUGGAUAAUGCCAAGUAUGCCAUUUCCAUGGCGAGGAAGAUCGGUGCUAAAGUCUACGCCCUGCCUGAGGACUUGGUGGAGGUCAACCCAAAAAUGGUGAUGACCAUCUUUGCCUGCCUGAUGGGCAGAGGCAUGAAGAAGGCCUAAAGGAGACACACACACACACGCACACACACACACACACACUGUUUGACCAACACACAUGGUGACUGACCGUCUUUGCCGUCAUUUGAUUUGAUGAGACCCGAAGCGAGUGAACAUAGCUGUAUUAUCUUGCUUUCUAAGCGGUUAUUCAGCUUUAGCAUGAAUAGAAGUGUCACUUUAGAUUCAUCUAUUCUGCAUUCAGCUAUUUGAGACUGACAUAACAACAACAACAUAACAGCACUGAUCUUUUUAGGGCUUGAAAGAAAUUUGUAUUUUCUAAAUGGUCAGGCACUCUGCAGUGAAGCAAGCCUUCUGUAACAGCUACACGGUGAAUAUUUUGGGUUUGGUUUUUUUUUCUGCAUCUCAGUUUUGGUUUGAGACUUGACGGGGUGUGAGUGAUUAGCAGCGUCACAUUCAGAAAGACUCAUACCACCCAUAGCUAUGAAUACAAGUGUGUAUGCAGUGCAUGCCCAGUGCAUGCUGGGGUGGAGCUGGUGCUGCCUGUCUGUGAUGCUCACUAGGGAUAAGAUUAUUCAGGCAAUCAGAGGUUGUGUUUCUUUAAAUGUAAAGGCUGUGGUACAUGGGAAUCAUUUAAAAUGGCAGCAUCCCAGUGAGACUUUGCUGCAGUCUUAACUCUGCAUUCCUGCUUUUUCACCAAAGGCAUACUUAAUGUACUUUACCAGUAACACCUCAAAGUUUCCCAUGUGUCACUGCCCCCGAUAUACCAACUAGGUUCUGCUGUAUCUUCCAACAUGGUAGCCAGUUCACAGUAUGAACAUUUAAGCCAUAAUAUUCUAUACUGAAUACCUUUUGGCCUUUUUAUAUGUGGCCUCAGCUGUGCCAGAUUAUUGACACUUUAUGUCUUCAUGCUAGAAACUAUAAAACUGAAUACCUUAAUUUGUUUGAAUAAUAUGCCCAUUAAUUUUAAAUUUUAAUUAAUAAUUUUACUGAGAUUUUAAGUGGAUAAUCAUUAGCUAGAUCAAUGGAUGUAAUUCAUGUGUAUAUUUUAUAAGAAAAAAAUUUUUUUACUGAUUGUGUUUAAAACACCUUAAUUUAUGCAGAAAAUCCAUUAUAACGCCUUAAUAGAUUAAAAUCCAUUUUAUCCAUUAUGAAACCACCAAUCAGAUGUAUUAAAUACCUGAAUACUGCAUAAUAAUUCCUUAAAUGUCACUUAUUUGCAGCUGAAGAUAUUUCAUAUUUCAUACCCCUAUCUGUACUGUUAACCACCUCAAAGAGCUUUAAUGCAGGUUUUUCUGUUGCUAAUUGCAGCUAAAACCUCUGGUGACAAAUUUCUUGUCUUAUGUGAGUUUAAAAUAUGAAUAAAUUUAAUGCUGCAGUUGGAUAAGUUAUCUAGUUUCGUUGCUGCUGAUGUUGCUGCUGUUUUUUUUUUUUGUCUCAAAAGUUUUCUAAAGAUUUUUCAGCUGUUUCUCUUUAUCAACUCUUUACAAUCCAACUGUGGGUAAAAGUAUUGCUUUACAUUAUAGCAAUACCUCCAAAAUCCAGUGUGUACAAUCAGAUAUAUAAUAUUAAAUAAAAGCAUUUUCCAUA